CGGACGCACUACUACGGCGACGGGCUGGACGCCUCCCGCUUCGGGAUGAAUUAGCGGCGGGUUCUGCGCCGAGGUUGUGACCCCCACGGAUUCCCCGACUUGUGCACGCGCCCCCACAGUGUCACACGUUGUCUCCUGCUGGUCACAGAAUCAUGGUGUCAUGGAAAGGGAUUUACUUCAUACUCACUCUGUUCUGGGGAAGCUUUUUUGGAAGCAUUUUCAUGCUCGGCCCCUUUUUACCUUUGAUGGCUGUGAACCCGUCCUGGUAUCGCUGGAUCAACAACCGCCUCGUGGCGACCUGGCUCACGCUUCCCGUGGCAUUGCUGGAGACCAUGUUUGGUGUAAAAGUGAUUAUAACAGGUGACGCGUUUGUUCCGGGAGAAAGAAGCGUCAUCAUCAUGAACCAUCGGACGAGAAUGGACUGGAUGUUCCUGUGGAAUUGUCUGAUGAGAUACAGCUACCUCAGACUGGAGAAAGUGUGUCUCAAAGCCAGCCUCAAAAGUGUUCCUGGAUUUGGUUGGGCCAUGCAGGCUGCUGCCUACAUCUUCAUUCACAGGAAGUGGAAGGAUGACAAGAGCCACUUUGAAGACAUGAUCGAUUACUUCUGUGACAUCCGCGAACCACUUCAGCUCCUCAUAUUCCCAGAAGGCACUGAUCUCACAGAAAACAGCAAGGCCCGAAGUAAUGACUUUGCUGAGAAGAACGGACUCCAGAAAUACGAGUAUGUCUUGCAUCCGAGAACCACAGGCUUUACUUUUGUGGUGGAUCGUCUGAGAGAAGGCAAGAACCUGGACGCCGUGCACGACAUCACGGUGGCCUACCCGCACAACAUCCCUCAGACGGAGAGGCACUUGCUGCACGGCGACUUUCCCAGGGAGAUCCACUUCCACGUGCGCCGCUACCCCGUGGACAGCCUGCCCGCGGCCAAGGAGGACCUGCAGCUCUGGUGCCACAAGCGGUGGGAGGAGAAGGAAGAGCGGCUGCGCUCCUUCUACCAAGGGGAGAAGGAUUUUUACUUCACCGGACAGACCAUGAUUCCGCCUUGCAAGUCUGAGCUCAGGGUCCUUGUGGUCAAAUGUCUCUCUAUACUGUACUGGACCCUGUUCAGCCCUGCAAUGUGCCUGCUCAUCUAUUUGUACAGUUUUGUCCGGUGGUAUUUUGUCAUCACCAUUGUCAUCUUUGUACUGCAAGAGAGAAUUUUUGGUGGACUGGAGAUCAUCGAGCUUGCAUGUUACCGUUUUUUACACAAACAGUCACAGCUAAAUGCAAAGAAGGGUGAGUAAGAUCAGGUUCACAGUGUAACAAGCUUGGGAGUACUUGGGAAGUGUUGUAAGCCUUUGCAAACCAAGAUGCGUUUUUGCAUGACGACGUCAAAUAUUUCUUACUACCAUCAUUAUUUGUUAAAGAUACUUUGCACUUAGUUUUGUGAGAAAAUACUGCUACACACAUUUUUUUCCUUAAAUCUCUGAAUGUAAUUUCAGCACGCAUAGCGGGGAGCAAUCGCUGUGACCUAACUCGGGCCAGAGUAUUCUCAAACAACCGCCAGGCUGUUCACAGACAAGGCACACACGAGAUUUUCCCGGGGCUCUGUCCUAUUUCCUCACUGACGCCCAGCCCAGACGCAGACCUGGGCUUCCGAGCACCGGCCCAGCUCAGAAGCUGGCACUCAGCUGUCCUCAGUCAGGGUGAGGGCCCCCCUCUCGCGCCCGCCCUCCCUUCCUCCCUCCCUCCCUCCCAACUCCUCUGUGUCAAUCACACCACCGCAUCCUUCCUUAAGACCAGAAAACAGACGUCUCUUGUCCUUAAACUGACCAAACGUUUUAACAGGAAGACCACCUGUGCCCUUUGCUCACGUGGAAAAGAAGACCUGGACGCGACUCGGGGCAGCCUCAGGCUCCCACCUGGAAACCUGAGCUUGAAGUUUUAAAGACAGGAAUUAAUAUGUUUCAGUUCUACUUAAUCUCGCAUGCCUAGUGCUGGCGUCUUCACGGCGUGUGGGCAGGUGUAGCCCCUUCUGUGUUAAAGACAGUAAAAACCACUUACUUUUUUAAAGGAAAGCAUGGAACAUUCUGUUAUUGCAGUCAGAAACUCUCCUUUGAAGUUGUGUCUUUUGAAAUAUUUCUGUGAAACCUGCCCCGAAAAGGAAGGGGAGUGUGUUUUCUCCGCGCGAGUGGCGCCCUCCCUCCCACCACUAGAGCAGCAACAGCAAAGCAGCAGCAAAGUGGCGCCUGCAGACGGGCGGCCGCGGCGCCCUGCCAGUCAGCCCUCGCAGCCCCCGCAGCGCUCACCCUGCGAAGCAAACGAACGCAAAAGCGGGUCCUUCUUUUCCAGUAAUGGGGAGGGAGUCUCAUUUUUAGUGCCAGGCUUCCUCCUUCAAUAGUAAAAUUUAAACAUUCCUGGCCAGUAGUUCACCUACAUAUAUAAUCCCUGUUAUUUGGAGUCAGUGGAAAAUCCAGCAAACCAACGGCGCCGACCUCCUGCUGAGGCACAAAAACUGCGUGGUCAUUUCCACCCUGCGGAAGGCCGGGCUGCUUUUUUGGUGACGUGACGAGGAUGCUGGUCAGAGCAGCAGAAAAUCCGAGGCCAUUAAAAGUCUUUAGCCGUCAGCAGACCUGCCAGCUGCACUCCCGCCUGCACCAGCCUCAAAGCCACUAACUGCUUCCUGCACUGCUCUGGCCUGAACGCCUUCCCCUGCGUUACAUCUCAUUUUUGCUGCACACUGACUUUGACCCAACAGUGGAACGCGAGUUGCCGUGAAAGGUGAGCACUUUGUGAGCUGAACUUACCGGGCAGCUUCUCUCAGAAAGUGCUGUUUCCGGCAGUUGCUGUUGACACGCCGCCCCUGUCGGAAGAGGACUCACCAGCACUUCCACCCCACGCGCCCGCUCACAGGUAGCUGCACCCUGGAGGCUGUUUGUAAUCCUGCUGGGAGCUACUCAUCGGUUAUUAGGGACAUCUGCUGCAAACGCAGCUGUAGGACGAUAGGUUUUUUAGGGUGUAUUUUUUAAUUUUAUUUUUUUCUUAAUAAAGGAGGUUUGUGAUUUAGGUUUCUCUCAGACCUCCUUCGGUUAAGUUUGGAAACACAGAAACAGUCUUAACGCCCAGGAAUGCAUCUGUCCUGGACGCAGGAGGAGAGCCGGGUUCCCUGCCCCGCAGGUGUUCCCGCUGAGGCCCGCCCUUCCUCCCGCCUCGCAGCCCACAGCUCACGGUCUGCGUCCUCUUUCCCUGUCGGAGCGGCACGAGGGAGCAUCUUUUCUCUUCAAAAAUGUUUUCUGAUCAUGUUUUAUUUUAAGAUAAAACGCAGACUUUUUUUUUCCUUACCUACCCAAAAUUCAUAAACACUAACACUGGGGAAUGGAGAGAGGAUGUGCUUCCUAUAAGAAUUAGAAAUAACGUCAGAAAGAAAAAAGUUGCUUAUGUGUUUUCCUACACAUGUGUACUUUUCUUAUUUUAAACAAAAUUUUUGAAAGGAAUAAUGCAGUUCAUGACGCGAACGCUAUCUAAAGUCGGUAAGAUGGUAUCGGGAGCUAAGCCAGCUUCAGCGCGGCCAUGGGCCUCAGCAGGGGCGCCUCCACGCCUUCCGGCCAACGCUGCGGACUCGGCUGCUGCUGGACGCACUCCUGACGCCCGCCAGGCCUUCGGAGGUCGGCUCACAGCCCUGCGUCCGAUUGCUGGAUCUUUACCGUGCGGGGAUUUUUUAAAAUAUAUUUUAUUGAUGAUGCUAUUACAGUUGUCCCAUUACCCCCCUUCACUCCCCUCCACCCUGCACACCCUCUCCCACCCACAAUCCCCCCCUUUAGUUCAUGUCCAUGUGUUGUAAGUUCUUUAGCUUCUACAUUUCCCAUGCUAUUCUUGCCCUCCCCCUAUUUUCUAAAUACAGCGAGCGUGGUGGAUCUAGGACCUAAACCCUCACACUGAGAACAGGACCCCGCAAGGAGGGGCGCUGGUCAGGUCGCACGUUCUCCCAGCAAACAUCUCCCACGAAACCAGCCACAGGCGCUGGGAGGUUCGGGAGGAGAACGCGGUGAAAGGCUAAAAAGAGAAACAGGUGGUAGAGCCUUCAAUGUAAAACUACGAACAUCCUUCCCUGUUCGUCACAUGUUAAAACACAGCCAGGGAAAGUAGCAGCCUCCUCCCCAGUCGCUGGGAAAUCGGUUCCUCCCGCAGCGCCACGCCAGAGACCGCACGUGGUGGGGCGGAGCCUCGGUGCUUGCCUCGCCAGGACUGUGCGCCCUGGCCGCGACCAUCACGCCCGUGCGUGUCCGCUAGAGACCCUGGUGGAGGGAGACUGUUGGUGUUCAAUUGUUUACAUUUCUUUAUAUAAAUAAUGUGCUUUCAGUGCCUUAGUUACAGGUCCCUUUCUUUUACUUGUUCCAAGAAUUCUGCAGCGUGUUUCCUGGCUGAAAGUCUCCUCGCUGCCCUCGGGGAGCUGUUCAUGGACCGCUGGGCACUGCGGUAAACACUACUUCUGAUGCCGUUUGGAGAGGGGCGCGCGGCGCUGAGGCAGCGGCUGCCUUAGCGCCCUUAGGUGUGAACGCCAAGGGUCUAGUCACGGGGGGCACCAGACUUGGUACGGCCUGAAAGUGGUCCUGUGCCAACCUUACGUUUUUAUUUCGGAAGAGAAUCUUAGUUUUGGUAAUUUGUUUUUUAAAGGAUCAUUAUGUGCAAAACACCAAAUUUUAAAAAUAACUCACAGAAUGGCCUUAGUUUUCAAUGUCCACUGGUAUGUUUGUGAGUUGUGCUAUCUGUAAUGUAAACCCCAGAAUAAAGUGGAGCAAACUGAAUGGA
Molecule: messenger RNA, 4788 nt
Organism: Phyllostomus hastatus (greater spear-nosed bat)
Lineage: Eukaryota; Metazoa; Chordata; Mammalia; Chiroptera; Phyllostomidae
Gene: LCLAT1
Product: lysocardiolipin acyltransferase 1
Exons: 6
Coding region: 153-1283 (376 amino acids)
Cellular component (GO): endomembrane system
Molecular function (GO): acyltransferase activity
Source: RefSeq, a predicted model, not a curated record